Molecule: messenger RNA, 2735 nt
Organism: Coccidioides posadasii C735 delta SOWgp
Lineage: Eukaryota; Fungi; Ascomycota; Eurotiomycetes; Onygenales; Onygenaceae
Cellular component (GO): MBF transcription complex; SBF transcription complex
Molecular function (GO): protein binding; DNA binding; transcription regulator activity
Source: RefSeq, a predicted model, not a curated record
GGCAAGUUGUUGGGAGGGAUUCAGAGUUGCUAGCAUUAUUUUCUGCAUGGCAUCUUGUUGAGCAAGCUGGGGGCUCCAGAUAGUUAGUUAUCUGUUGCACACAGCCAUUCUUACCAAGCGUCGUUUGUUGACAGCCGGAGAGAGCAAAGACCGCUCGGCCCAUCGCCGCCACGGCGACCAUGGAUUCUGGUAUUGACACUCAGAUCUACUCUGCUACUUAUAGUGGGGUUCCGGUUUACGAAUUCAAAGUGGGGUCGGACAGUGUGAUGCGACGCCGUCAUGAUGACUGGAUCAAUGCCACUCAUAUUCUGAAAGUUGCCGGCCUGGACAAGCCGUCGCGUACUCGUAUCCUCGAGAGGGAAGUGCAGAAAGGCACACACGAAAAGAUCCAAGGAGGCUACGGGAAGUACCAGGGAACAUGGGUGCCUCUCGCCGAUGGGCGUGCUGUCGCCGAAAGAAACAAGGUGCUCGAUCAGCUACUCCCCAUUUUUGACUUCGUCCCUGGUGACAGGACCCCUCCUCCCGCUCCGAAGCACACGACGGCGGUUUCUUCGAGGCCCAAGGCUCAAAGGACGGGGGCUUCAGGCCGGAGAGGUGGCCGGGCGUCGUCUUUCGCUUCUAUGAACACCCGUGCAGCUCCCGCGGCAAGCUUUGUGCACUCUGAAGACGCAUAUUCUCAGAUACCGCAGUCAUUCAACGACCACGAAUCUGUUGACCAGGCCAGCCGUGAGUCGUCCUCGGUGCUGGCAGAAGAAGACAUUGCACAGGUGUCUCAGCAUCCGACGCAUCCUCGGAAGCGCAAACAGGAUAGGGACCUUAGCGCAUUGACGGUGGCAGAGCAGCAGCACAUCAUGUACGGCGACGAGCUCUUGGACUACUUCAUGACCGUUGGCGAUGCACCCGCUCGGGGAGCCGCCCAGCCGCCUAUCCCUCCGCAAAACUUUCAACCCGACCGCCCAAUCGACGACCAGGGGAACACUGCCUUGCACUGGGCGUGCGCCAUGGGAUCCUUGGAUGUGGUAAAAGAUCUUAUUAUGCGGGGAGCUAAUACCUGCGGUCUUACGCGUAAUGACGAGACUCCUCUCGUUCGUGCUGUCCUGUUUACUAAUAAUUACGAAAAGCGAACGAUGCCGGAGCUUGCAGAGAUCCUCAAGAACACAAUCAGCUUUCGAGAUUGGUUCGGCGCCACGGUCUUCAACCACCUGGCCGUCGCUACGAAAAGCAAAGGAAAAUGGAGAAGCUCGCGCUACUACUGCCAGGUCCUGAUUGCAAAGCUCUCCGAGAUGUAUCCGCAGCAUGAGGUGGGGUUGCUGCUCGCCUCCCAGGAUUCCUACGGGGACACGGCGGCUCUCACCGCUGCUAAGAACGGCUGCUAUCGACUCGCUGAGAUCUUACUGAAAAACUGCCCGGAAGCCGGCAAUCUUCCAAAUAAACAUGGAGAGACGGCGAACGAGGUGAUGAUGAUGAUCCAGCAGCAGCAGGUCCCGAGGGAUUACCCGCACCGUCCAUCAUCUGCAACCCAACACAGCGUCCACGAGGGCGACAUUGGCGGCGUCAUCGAAAGGGGGGAGAACAUGGCGCAGUGUCAGCUGUCCUGCAAGAAUCCGGUCGCGGCGGCGCUGCUCAAGAAGAUAAGCGCGAUAAUGGACGAUGCAAACGGCAAACUUACCCAGGCCUACGGCGAGGUAAAGUCGCGUCCCCAGAGCUUUGACGGCAAGAGUCAUCCAAGAGAGAUCUACGAGCAGCUGGAAGCCGAACGCGAGACCAUCCGCAAGGACAAGACGGACACGUUGUCGAAGGAGGCCGAAUCGGUACCGUUUGAGGACCUGGUCUCCCGACACGAUGGUGCAAAGCAAAAGUAUGCGUCGCUGCUGGAGGGUACGCAGGAACUCACGCUGAGCAAGCGGAUUGGCCCCCACGGCGGCGAUGUCGCACCACCGGAGACGGAGAACAACAAGCCAGAAAAGGUAGACGGCGCCGCUACCACCACCACUGCUGCUGCUGCUGCACCACCCUCUUCGGAGGAGAAGGAGAGCGAACUGGCACAGAAGAUCGAGCUGAUCCGCAAGAUCGCGCAGGCGGAGAUGGCGCGCAAGAACGGAACAGAGAGCAUGAUGUCGCACCGUGCAGACGCGGGACCGGACGCGAGGCUCAAUGUGCACCGGAAGCUGGUCGCGAUGGCGACGCGGCUUCCAGAGCAGGACCUGGACCCGAUGGCCAAGGACCUGGCGGUCAAUCUUGAAUUUGUGCGAGCCCACCAGAGCCGGCCGGGCAAGCCGCUGGCAGACGCAGGAAGGGCGUUCAAGCAGAAUGCAUGAGAGCAAUAACUACAUUUAAGUCUCAAGAGCAACUUUUCUUUCCCUCUUUUCUUUUCUUUUCCUUUUCCUUUUCCUUUUCUCUUUUUUCUUUUCUUUUCUUUUCUCUUUUCUUUUCUUGUUUUUCUUUUUUUUUUUUUUAAAAAAAAAAAGACUUUUCAUUGUAAUUACUCAUGUCUGGUAGGCUACGAUGGAGCAGCAGCUUCGUCGAGCCUGAUGACGAUGACACCCUAUCUCUGCGUUUACUUUUGAUGCAUCAUUGAGGGAUGGCGCGGUGGCUUGUGUGUACGGGUAAAAGAAAGGAUCAUGCAUGUUCUGAGGGAUUGCGGUGUUUUUCCAAGGCAUCAACUGGUGGGCCGGGGUCUGGCUUUUCGGUCUCGUUUCAUGUUUUGAAGGGCUGCGCGCGCGCGCGCGCGUGUG